Morone saxatilis (striped sea-bass) is the source of this 9626-nucleotide messenger RNA. Its product is annotated as receptor tyrosine-protein kinase erbB-4. The record is from RefSeq and is a predicted model, not a curated record. Lineage: Eukaryota; Metazoa; Chordata; Actinopteri; Moronidae. Gene Ontology annotation, biological process: cell surface receptor protein tyrosine kinase signaling pathway; protein phosphorylation; multicellular organism development. Gene Ontology annotation, molecular function: epidermal growth factor receptor binding; ATP binding; transmembrane receptor protein tyrosine kinase activity. The transcript is spliced from 28 exons. Bases 270 to 4541 code for a protein of 1423 amino acids. Gene Ontology annotation, cellular component: signaling receptor complex; basal plasma membrane.
AAAUGGCUCAGAGUAUCCGCGGUGGAAACCGACCUAAACACUGGUCUGGGAACUGAUAAACAAACACAACAAAGCGCGGUGCGUAAAAGCUCUCCACGGCGCAGGUUCCUGUGCCAGUUGUCCAAGAAGCCAAGAAGACUCCGACUGGUUUUUUUUUUCCUUUUCUUUUUUUGGUUGUUUAUUUUUGUGUGUGUGUGUGAAAAACGAGGAUAUCUUAAUUGGACAUGUGAGUUACGGGAGUUAACAAGACAAGCAGCCUUUUUACAAAGAUGAAGUUCCCCGCCUGCGUCCUAGUCACUUUGGUGGUGAUCCGAUCGAGUGCAGCACAGUCAGUUUGUCCUGGAACCGAGAACAAGCUGAGCACCCUGUCUGACCUGGACCAGCAGUACCGCACCCUCAAGAAGCUCUACGAGAACUGUGAAGUUGUCAUGGGCAAUUUGGAGAUUACCAGCAUUGAUCGAAACCGCAACCUCUCCUUCCUCAAGUCAAUCAGAGAAGUGACCGGCUACGUGUUGGUGGCUCUCAACCAGUUCGACUACCUGCCGCUGGAGAAUCUACGGAUCAUCCGCGGCACCAAACUGUACGAGGAACGCUAUUCUUUGGCCAUCUUCCUCAACUACAGGAGGGACGGGUACUACGGCCUGAGGCAGCUGGGCCUGCGCAACCUCACAGAGAUACUGAAUGGGGGUGUCUACGUUGACCAGAACAAAUUCUUGUGCCAUGCGGACACCAUUCAUUGGCGUGACAUUAUCAAGAACCCCCAGGCUGAACUGCUGGUGGUACCAUCCAACAACAGCAACCUCGGAUGCAGACGCUGUCAUCGCUCAUGUAAUGGACGCUGCUGGGGCCAUCAGGAAGACCAGUGUCAAACCUUGACAAAGACGGUGUGUGCAGAGCAGUGUGACGGUCGAUGCUUCGGGCCUUACGUCAGCGACUGCUGCCAUCGCGAGUGCGCCGGCGGCUGCUCGGGCCCCAAGGACACAGACUGCUUUGCUUGCACCAAUUUCAACGACAGCGGAGCAUGUGUGACCCAGUGCCCACAGCCGUUCGUGUACAACCCCACGUCUUUUCAGUUAGAGCACAACCCCAGAGCCAAGUACACCUACGGAGCCUUUUGUGUCAAGAAAUGUCCACAUAAUUUCGUGGUGGACCACAGCUCCUGUGUCAGAGCGUGUCCCAGCAACAAGAUGGAAGUGGAGGAGAACCGCAUCAAAAUGUGCAUCCCCUGUACCGACAUCUGUCCUAAAGUGUGUGAUGGCAUUGGGACGGGCAGCCUGCAAACAGCUCAAACAGUGGAUGCCAGCAACAUUGAAAAAUUUGUCAACUGCACCAAAAUCAAUGGCAACCUCGUGUUCCUCAUUACUGGUAUUAAAGGGGACAUGUAUCAUGGUAUUGGACCUAUGGACCCAGAGCGUCUUAAUGUGUUCCGCACUGUGAAAGAGAUCACAGGUUAUCUCAACAUCCAGUCUUGGCCUGAAAACAUGACAGAUCUGAGUGUUUUUUCGAACCUGGCAACUAUUGGAGGUAGAUCUCUUUACAGUGGAAGCGGCAUUUCUCUAUUGAUCUUGAAGCAGCGUUGGAUUUCCUCGCUUCAGUUUCAGUCAUUGGACGAGAUCAGCGCCGGAAACGUAUACAUCUUCAACAACAGCCACCUGUGCUUCUACAACACUGUAAACUGGACGUCUCUCUUCAGGACGCCGAGCCAGAAAGUCCUGGUCCGCAACAACCGAGAUCCGAAGGAAUGCACUCAGCAGCGAAUGGUGUGUGAUCAGAUGUGUUCGGAUGACGGGUGCUGGGGCCCGGGGGCCGACCAGUGUCUUUCCUGCCGAUAUUUCAGACGAGGCCGCAUCUGUGUUGAGUCUUGCAACCUCUUUGAUGGGGAAGUGCGUGAAUUUGCCAAUGGAUCUGUGUGCCUGGAGUGUGAUAGCCAGUGUGAGAAGAUGGAUGGAAACACCAUGACAUGUCUUGGCCAGGGCCCGGACCAAUGUGUAAAAUGCCUCCACUUCAAAGAUGGACCCAACUGUGUGGAGAAGUGCCCUGAUGGUUUGCAAGGGGCCAACAGUUUCAUCUUCAAGUACGCCAAGGCCAACAACGAGUGCCAUCCUUGCCAUGCCAACUGCACCCAGGGGUGCGUCGGGCCAAGACUCCAAGAUUGUGUUGGGAUGAUGGACAGGACACCGCUAAUAGCAGCUGGCAUUAUCGGCGGCCUAUUCAUCAUCGUCAUCCUGGCACUCAGCGUGGCCGUUUAUGUUCGGCGCAAAAGCAUCAAGAAGAAGAGGGCCUUGCGACGCUUCCUGGAGACGGAGCUGGUGGAGCCACUGACCCCCAGCGGAACGGCCCCUAACCAGGCUCAGCUGCGGAUCCUGAAAGAAACAGAGCUGAAGAGGGUCAAGAUUCUGGGAUCGGGGGCUUUUGGAACAGUCUACAAGGGCAUCUGGGUCCCAGAGGGCGAGACAGUGAAGAUCCCUGUGGCCAUAAAAAUCCUCAACGAGACCACCGGCCCUAAAGCCAACGUGGAGUUCAUGGACGAGGCCCUGAUCAUGGCCAGCAUGGAGCACCCCCACCUGGUGCGUCUGCUGGGCGUCUGCCUGAGCCCCACCAUUCAGCUGGUCACCCAGCUCAUGCCCCACGGCUGCCUCCUUGACUAUGUGCACGAGCACAAGGACAACAUCGGAUCGCAGCUGCUGCUCAACUGGUGUGUCCAAAUCGCCAAGUCGCCAGACAAGGGAAAUCCUCCAAUCAUCACGCAGUAUCACAAGGGGAUGAUGUACCUGGAGGAGAGGAGGCUGGUCCACAGGGACCUGGCGGCCCGGAACGUGCUGGUGAAGUCGCCCAAUCAUAUCAAGAUCACCGACUUCGGCCUGGCACGGCUGCUGGACGCUGAUGAGAAGGAGUACAACGCAGACGGGGGCAAGGUUGGUAUGCCCGUUAAAUGGAUGGCUCUGGAAUGCAUCCACUACAGGAAGUUCACCCAUCAGAGUGACGUGUGGAGUUAUGGAGUGACCAUCUGGGAGCUGAUGACAUUCGGAGGCAAACCGUACGACGGCAUCCCCACGCGAGAAAUCCCAGACAUUCUGGAGAAAGGGGAGCGUCUGCCCCAGCCUCCCAUUUGCACCAUCGAUGUCUACAUGGUCAUGGUCAAAUGCUGGAUGAUUGACGCGGACAGCAGGCCAAAGUUCAAGGAGCUGGCUGCUGAGUUCUGCAGAAUGGCCCGUGACCCCCAGCGGUACCUGGUCAUCCAGGGAGACGACCGCAUGAAGCUUCCGAGCCCCAAUGAUAGCAAGUUCUUCCAGAGCCUUCUGGACGAAGAGGACCUGGAUGACUUGAUGGAUGCUGAGGAGUAUCUGGUGCCUCGAGGUUUUAACGCAGCUCCUCUGUCAUACACAACCAGGCCCCGGGUGGACUCCAACAGAAACCAGUUUGGCUAUCGAGAUGGUGGUCCAAACCCUGCAGAGGGCUCUGUGGCAAGUUCCCAAGCCUGUAUGAACCAGGAAGCCACAGGCGGUGGACCAGUUCCGGCCCUGGAGGACCAACGCUGUAAUGGGAGCCUGCAUAAGAAAAGCUUGAGCCAGGCUGGGGCAGAGGACAGUGUUGGCCAGAGGUACAGCGCUGACCCCACCAUCUUCCUGGGGGAGAGGGCGUCCAGAGGGGACACUGAUGAGGAUGGAUACAUGACACCCAUGAAGGACAAGACCUCCUCAGAAUACCUAAAUCCCAUUGAGGAAAACCCGUUUGUCUCACGACGUAAAAAUGGUGAGAUCCACGCCUUGGAUAACCCAGGCUACCACAGCACACCCAACAGCCAGCCCAAAGGAGAGGAUGAAUACAUCAACGAGCCGCUCUACCUCAACACCUUCCACAGCCCUGCUGAGCUGGGCCUGGAAGCCCUGAGGAGAAAUGGUCUACCCCUACCCACCCAUCCUCCUUCUUCGAUCUCAGCCACAACUUCAGGCUCCCACCUCCCGCUUACCAUCCAGACCAGCCUGCCCCACUACCCCCUCCCCUUGGCCCAGCCUUCUCCAUCUGGCAUGCCUUGCCACCAUGGCCCACCAACCCACAUCCUCCACACCCACCACACCAUCAAACCUGCAGGACAACCUGGCAAUCCAGGUGGCAACUCCGCCAGCCAGAGCCAAACAGGAACUACUGCCCAAGCCCAGGUGUGUCAGUCAGGUGCCCUGUCCACUUCGGCCACCAUUGGGCACGGCAGCCUGCCAGCCUACCAGAGCCACGCCACCACGCACCCCGCCAGCUUGCUGAAGCAUGGUGGGCUGACAUCAGGGAAAGUCAGUGGGAAGAAGCUGAAGGUGACCUUUGACAAUCCAGAAUACUGGCAGCACAGCUUGCCUCCAAAAUCAUCUAACCAGGCAGCCCCUGACGGCGCCCAGGGAGGUUCCACCAACGCCAAGCUCUUCUAUAAGCAGAACGGACACAUACGGCCGGUUGUAGCUGAAAACCCUGAAUACAUGUCUGAGUUUUCCCUGAAAUCUGGCACCGUCUUGCCACCUCCACCCUACCGGCAGCGGAACACUGUGGUCUAGAUUGUUCCACUUGACAAACGUUCCUCAAUCAGACUCUAGCCUCCAGCAACCCAGACAUCCUCUCCGGUUCCACUGUUCCACACAGAGGGGUGCAGCCACAACCAGAACCGCCCCCUAACUCUUUCCAAAUAAUGUGCCAUCUGCUGUAGACUGUAGCAACAUCAGAAGGAGGUGGACCGAACAGAACCAAGCAGACCCAACUCAGACUCACGCACCUUCAAUCCAAUCCAGUCCAUUUCUGUUCUGUAGAUAGAGACUGCGCUCCAUGUCACUGAGAAUGUGAACGUUAUGGUAGUUUUCGGCCAACAACGGACACAUGAUUGUUGCACAGCAGUGGAAGUACCAUGUUGUCCCAGUGAGGUAGACCAGAACGACGUCAGACAAGAUGGAUUUGACUUAGGGGACCUGAACUCACUGCCAGCCACUGCGGUGUCAGAUUCAUGAGAGGAACGAGAUGUUUUAGUAUAUUUUGUUUUCCGGUAAAAAAGGUCUGCGGAUCCAAGGAACAAAACCCUUCUGAGGGUUUCUGAAAUAGGCAAACAGAAGGCGCAAAUGUCGUUUGAUGUCAAGAUGUCUUGUUAUGUGAAUGACCUUGUAGAAUGAAACGAAACAGAAAAAUAUGGAGGAAUGUUUAAGGUUUAGUCAGGAGAGUGGCUUCCACUAACAUAAAAGACGGAGCACUGAAGGCUAAUCAAUCAUAUUCAAAUCGUUUUGCCUAUGGGAUUAUACUGGACAUUUUCAAAUUUUUCAUCAAAAAUGUCAAACUCAUCUUAUCUUUCUACUGUAACUGUGAUACUGUGAUGGCAAAAACUACAGUGAUCCCUCCUUUCACAUUUGUAGUUCAACCAUGAACUGUUGAACUUGCCUGAAAACACACAGGCCAGAUGCUGUUUUGUUGAUUUUGCUUUACUGCUGUCUACUUGGAAAAGCUGAUCAAAACCAGCUUUUUCCAAGUUAAAGGGAAAAAAUACACUUUAAACAUUUUUAUAAACACUGGUUGCAGUGCUGAGAAGAUGGAUUUUUAUACACUGGUUUUCCCUUUCAUAUCAUGAAGCUAACUUAAAUGAGUUAAGAGCGUCUUGCCAUAAGAGUGGGAGGACAUUUGGGGAAAUUGCUGUAUAUGUGGAAUAGUGUGAUGAGACCAAUCAUAAAGCAGCUGAACUCAAAAUGGUGAUCAUAGAGACAGAGAAUGAGGGAGAGAGCAAAAGAAGGAAAAACAGAGAGGGGAGGGAAAGUUCAUGCAAGCUGACUAAUGAAGACCUCAAGGAAUGAACAAGACAGCACCAGCAAAGCACAGUAAAAACAGACUACUCUGUGUGUGUGUGUGUGUGUGUGUGUCUGUGUCUGUGUCUGUGUUUAUGUCAGUGUGAAUGUUCGUGUUCACAUACAAGCGAGCCAGUUUGGCCUCACAGGAAUAUCUGUGGUAAAAAGAAGUCGGUGAUGACAUGCUGUCAACCUUCAGUACCACUGCUAACCAAUACUGCACUGUACUGGUGUGACCUCAAACAAGGCUUCCACCAUGCAACUGUAGUCAAGUAGAAAUCACUAUAUUUUUAAUGUCACCAGUUUGAAUACAAAGCUUAUUGAGUGGCCCAACAGGACAUGGGCACUGUGUUCCUGCAGCCAAUCUUUAUGUAAUCUGUUGUUGAUUAAUCAGUGGCACAUUGUAAAUCAACAGCCUGUUGCAAAGCCUGACCAUAAUGAUUUAUUUGGCUUGGUUCCGAGGUAGCAAAGAAGACCCAAACCAUUUUAAACCAUUACAUUAUUCAACAAAGAUCAAGACUGCAUAUGUGUUCUCAUUAGGGUGACUUGUAAUCUAAAGUUAGUAGCAGUAGUGCUACCCGCAGUCAUAGCUCUAUAAACUACUAACCUAUUGACCUUGUCUUCUAUAAAUUACAUUCAUAUACAACUAAUAGCUUCCAAGUAGUUUUUUAUCAACAUAAUGAAGAAAUGAGUAAAAUGCUCACCAACAACAUAUUUUUUCCAGCAAAAUAUCCAAUAUCUACUCAUAGCAACUAUGUACAGUGAUUUAAAACUUUAUUAUUUUUAAAUGAAGGUACACAGCCCUAUUAAUAUUUAACCAUAACCAACUUCUUUUACUAACCUUUCUGUUGCAUAAACAUAACCCUAUUGAAGAUACAAACUCUGGUCUCUAACUUCUUAAUUUUAUCUGAAGUAUCCCGACCUAGUUUUACUCCUGAGAACACCAAUAGAGCACUGAUUGCCCCUUUACUCUAGAGAAUCGCUCUGACCCUCACUACUGAUGCCUCUGCAGGCAUACUGCCAGUCAAUGCUGCUAAAAGCGCUGGUGUUACAGCCAUUAUUUCUUUCACCAAGCCAUAUGGAACACCUUUGGGUGGGAAAACACCACAAAGCUUGCCAAACUUAGAAGAUCAAGGCGAACAUUUUGUAAUGAUGGUUCGCCUCAGAGGCCCUCUUGCAAUAUCUCACUAGAAUCACAUCUUAGUCCAAUCAAUAUGAACGAAAUCUUGUAGUUCCUGAACCUUUGGCAAGUUUUCCCAGCCAUUAUCUGUGGAACAUGAACAUUAUUGCUUUGUCAUUGUUUUUAACAGCUUUUGAUCAUUCUGCGGCUGUUUUCUUGUGUAGGGUGUUUAUUUGGUGUAUUUUAAUGUCUGUGUGUGUGUUUGUGUGAAAGUGUUCGUCUGAGUGAGCUUGUAUAUGUUUGUCCUCCCCAUGGAGCACUUUGAUCAAACCCGUGGGUAGAAAGAAAGGAUUUCCACCCUUCGUUACUGAAAUAUUCAACUUGUUUAUCUGGUCGUUUACCACUUCAGAAAGAAAAAGCUUUAGUAAAGGAAGGUACUGCGGCCAGGAGUUCACGAAGAAAACACAUUUUAGGAGGUGCUGUCCAGCUUCAAGAAUGUCCUUGUUUCCAAGUUUUAUGUUUGCUUCAAACAGUAUGUAUAAUGCUGCUUUGAUGAUAUCAUGACUAUUUGAUGAAGGAGUAUUUUGUAGUCCCUUUUGGAGCUCUAAUUCAAUGAAAUAGAGACAGCAUUUAAUAUCAAUGUGAAAUAUUUAUAGCGCAUUUGAGCUUGUUUAUAGAGAGCGAUGGAAGAGUCUGCCAAAUCUGGGUUUCAAGAAGAAGAAGAAAAAAAAAAGAAAUGCGCAAUGGUGGUGAAAAGAAAUACACAUGCAUUGAUUUCUCUCUUGUUUGGCCUAAAUUAUACUGCAGACCCAGGCAAAAUAUGUGUUUGAAUCAAGAAUAGAUUAGACUGAAACACUGAUGAGACGACUGGCCUCGCAUGUUCUCGAGAGCACUUCGGAGUAUCCCAGAGACACUCAGCAACCCUCCACUUUUAAUAGAAUCUUCUCAAGAGUUUAUUGCCACAAAAGGUAGAAAAACAUUCCUGAGCGUCAAGACACACAUUUGUCAAGUAUUGUUUUUGUCAUCUAAAGACCUUGGUUAUCUUUCUAAAGUACCACAAUUUGUUUUCCUUCUAAAGAAGCGACCAUUUUCUCCCUCUCUAUUAAUAUUCUUGUUUCAAACAUAUUUUGCCUUGGCAUUGACCUGUGUGUCAUGCUGCUACUUGUCUCAACCCUAAACACUCUUGUGGCUCAGAACGCACCAUGGCAACAUGACUGAUCACUUUUUCUUAUUUUUUACUCUUUACUGUUUCCUCUCCAAGCCAAGGUGCAGAGGCAUGUAGCCAUGUUGUACUGAAGUGAAUCCUUAAAUAUUUCAUUCUCAGCAGACACCCACUUUAUAGGCUGCGAUAGAGUCUAAUGUAUAGUACAAUAUCACCUUGCAUGGUACCAAAAGUGAGUGUUUUACUGCCCUCCACCUUUGUAUCUCUUCAUUGAUGACAAUAUUAUAUUCAAAUGUCUGUCCAGGGAGUGAGACAGCGUGGAGGAAAUAACCUGAUUUUUUUACUGAAUUCAGUAGCACAAACUGGCAGACCUUAUUUCUGAAAUCUUUCAUGGUAUUUUUCGUGUAUAGUACCCUAUAUAGUCUUUUAAUAUUGAGUUUUAUUUUUUCCAUAUUAUCAAGGAUGUUUUUCCUCAAGGAAAAAGACUUGAAUCUAUAUGUUUUUUUUCCACUAUUUUUGUGUCGAUUACUGUACAAUAUUUAACAUGUUUGUCAUUGUAGCUGCAAAUUUUUUGUUGUUCUUAAUUGCACAAAUCAUCGCCUAUGAGUGGAGGUCAUUCAUUCUCUGUGUUCAAAUUAUCAGUUCAGUAUAAAUGUACAGAAUCUUUGGGGUUUCCUCCAAAACUUAUCUAACACACUUCAACAACAAAUGUGAAUAGUAUUUUUAUAAAGCACUGAAAUGGCCGAUGUGGUGAAUUUGUAAAUAAGAAGGCGACGCUUUGAAUUUAUAUGGUCUUGUCUCCUACUGCUGUUUUCUCCUGCUUAUAACAACUUGUACAAAAAAGAGCCGUACAUAUUUGCUUUAUGUAAGUGUACCUUUUGACUAAUGGGAGUUUGAUUUUCAAAGUGCUUGUUGAGCCUUUCUCAUGUGAAAACUCUUGUUUGGUGGCCCUUUUUCCAGAGCUUUGUGGCUGUCCUCAUGUAAUGUUUCAGUUAAUGUAAAAGUGGUGAUGGUGGGUAUAGCGGUGGGAAGGGGCGGGCUGUUCAAUCCACCUUGUAUCUCUGUUUGGCUUCCCCAUGCCUGCCAUGUUUCAUUCACUCAGUAUUGAGAACACCCCAGAACAAGCGAGUAAUACCUUAUUUUCCCUCUUUAUCUCUUCCUCUUUCUAAUUCCCAUAAAACUGAAACCAGUGCUGCCAGCCACCCCAGAUAACAUUCUCCGUUACUUUCUACUGGAAAAAUUACUGAGCCAAGUCUGACCUCCUCCACCCUGAAAGGCAGAGCACAGCCUUCACGGUACAACCCGUUUUUCAGCUCAUUUCAGAUUUGUUUUGCAUGCUUUUAGAGGAGACAUAGUAGAGAAAAGGCGUUUUCAGUAUCCCCUCCUCGCCUACGUUAGCUUUCCAUACUUCCCUCAUUGUCCAAGUUAUUUGAAACCACACCCAAAGCUUUAUAUCAUAGAAAUACCGUUCCUCAUGUUUGUUACAUGAAUCUGUCAAAAGUAUAUUUUUAAUUUAAUAUAAAUAAAGAUUGAUUCAGUA